Messenger RNA from Cygnus atratus (black swan), 1896 nucleotides. It is a transcript of the gene ITK, whose product is annotated as IL2 inducible T cell kinase. The record is from RefSeq and is a predicted model, not a curated record. Gene Ontology annotation, biological process: adaptive immune response; T cell receptor signaling pathway; NK T cell differentiation. Bases 1 to 1896 code for a protein of 631 amino acids. NCBI's taxonomy places the organism in Eukaryota, Metazoa, Chordata, Aves, Anseriformes, Anatidae. The transcript has 17 exons. Gene Ontology annotation, molecular function: ATP binding; protein binding; non-membrane spanning protein tyrosine kinase activity.
AUGUCCCAGGAGAGGAUCAUUCUUGGCCCAGCCAUGAAUAACUGUGUGCUCCUGGAGGAACAGCUAAUAAAAAAAUCCCAGCAGAAGAGAAGGACUUCACCCUCCAACUUUAAAGUGCGCUUCUUUGUCUUAACCAAAUCUAAGCUGGCUUACUAUGAACAUCGCCAUGGGAAAAAAAGGACUUUGAAGGGUUCUGUAGAGCUUUCAAGGAUUAAAUGUGUGGAAAUUGUCAAAAGUGACAUCAUCAUCCCCUGUCAAUAUAAAUACCCUUUCCAGAUCAUCCAUGAUAACUACAUACUCUAUGUGUUUGCACCCAAUCGCGAGAGUCGGCAGAGAUGGGUCUCUACACUGAAGGAAGAAACCAGGAACAACAACAGUUUAGUCUCAAAGUAUCAUCCAGACUUUUGGAUAGAUGGCAAGUGGAGAUGCUGUGCUCAGACAGAGAAGAUGGCAGUUGGCUGUAUAGAGUAUGACCCCACCAGAAAUGCCUCAAAGAAGCCACUUCCUCCCACUCCUGAAGAUAACUGGAAAUUGUUGCUAGACACAAAGGAAGCCUUAGUCAUGGCCAUAUACGACUAUGAAGCCCAGAACCCGCAGGAGCUGACGUUACAAUACAAUGAGGAAUAUUAUGUGAUUGACAGCUCUGAGGAACAUUGGUGGCUGAUUCAAGAUAAGAACGGGCAUGAAGGCUAUGUGCCAAGUAGCUACCUGGCAGAAAAAUCACCUGAGAAUCUGCAAAUAUAUGAAUGGUACAAUAAGAACAUCAGCAGAAGCAAAGCAGAAAUGCUCCUCAAGGAUGAGGGUAGGGAAGGUGCCUUCAUGGUGAGAGACUCGAGGCAGCCUGGCAUGUACACAGUCUCUGUUUUCACCAAAGCAUUAAGCACGGAUAACAAUCCUGUUAUAAAACAUUAUCACAUCAACGAAACAACAGACUUUCCCAAGCGAUAUUAUUUGGCAGAAAAGCAUGUGUUUGACUGCAUCCCUGAACUCAUCAACUAUCACCAGCACAAUGCAGGAGGCCUUGUCACUCGUUUGCGAUAUGCAGUCUCUUCUUGGAGGAAAAAGGCCCCAAUCACCGCAGGUCUGAGCUAUGGAAAAUUGGUCAUUAAUCCCUCAGAGCUCACCCGUGUACAGGAAAUUGGCAGUGGUCAGUUUGGGGUGGUUUACCUUGGCUACUGGCUGGAGAAAACAAAAGUAGCCAUAAAGACCAUUCGUGAAGGAGCAAUGUCUGAAGAGGAUUUUAUUGAGGAAGCUAAAGUAUUGAUGAAGCUGUCUCAUUCCAAACUAGUCCAGCUUUAUGGCGUGUGCUUUGAGAACACUCCCAUAUGCCUGGUGUUUGAGUUCAUGGAGCACGGUUGCUUGUCUGACUACCUCAGGAGCCAGCGGGGCACUUUUUCUAAAGAAACCCUCCUGGGGAUGUGCCAAGAUGUGUGCGAAGGAAUGGCUUAUCUGGAAGAAAAUUCUGUUAUCCACAGAGACCUGGCUGCUCGGAACUGUCUGGUGGGGGAAUCCCAAGUGGUCAAAGUGUCUGACUUCGGGAUGUCGAGGAUUGUCCUUGAUGAUCAGUACACCAGCUCCACGGGCACCAAGUUUCCAGUCAAAUGGUCUGCCCCAGAGGUUUUCUCCUACAGCAACUACAGCACCAAAUCAGACGUUUGGUCAUUUGGAGUGCUGAUGUGGGAGGUCUUCAGUGAAGGUAAAAUGCCCUAUGAGAACCGCACCAAUGGAGAAGUGGUGGAAGAAAUCAAUGCAGGAUUUCGGCUCUACAAACCCAAGCUGGCCUCCAAGGCUAUUUAUGAGGUCAUGAGCCACUGCUGGAGCAUGAGGAAAGAAGACCGCCCAUCCUUUUCUCUUCUGCUCUAUCAGCUGAGUGAAAUCUCUGAGUGUGAUCUGUAA